UACCUUAUCUAACAUCUUUCAUUACUUUCUGCCACAAGUUUUUCUUCUUUUUCAAAGAUUCUUUUGGCAGUUGUAGAGUACCUGAUUCUUUCCCUUCUCAUUUUUGUUUCGUGCUCCAACAGUUGUGGGCAUCAUGGCACCUCAGGAUAACAAAAAGCCCUUUUAUACUACUUCCAACGGCUGUCCGGUCUUCGAUCCUGAGGCUGCGCAGAGGAUUGGCCACAAUGGACCCCUCCUACUGCAGGACUUCAAUCUGAUUGAUCUGCUUGCUCAUUUCGAUCGUGAGCGUAUUCCGGAGCGUGUGGUCCAUGCCAAGGGUGCUGGUGCUUAUGGAGAAUUCGAAGUGACUGACGAUAUUAGCGACAUUUGCUCUAUUGAUAUGCUGAAUGGCAUUGGCAAGAAAACUCAGUGCAUUGCUCGAUUCUCCACUGUCGGCGGUGAAAAGGGUUCAGCGGACAGCGCGCGUGACCCUAGAGGAUUCGCGAUCAAAUUCAAGAGCGAGGAAGGAAAUUGGGAUUGGGUCUUUAAUAAUACUCCCAUCUUCUUCCUACGAGAUCCAACGAAAUUCCCCAUUUUCAUCCACACGCAGAAGCGCAACCCUCAGACCAACUUGAAAGAUGCGACCAUGUUCUGGGAUUACCUCUCGACUCAUCAGGAGUCGGCGCACCAGGUCAUGCACCUGUUCAGCGAUCGUGGCACGCCUUACUCAUACCGACACAUGAACGGAUACUCUGGUCAUACAUAUAAGUUCACGAAGCCAGACGGCACCUUCAAUUAUGUUCAGAUCCAUUGCAAGACCGACCAGGGCAACAAGACGUUCAAUAACGAAGAAGCAACCAAGAUCGCUUCCGAGAACCCGGACUGGCAUACCCAGGACCUGUUUGAGGCUAUCGAGAAAGGGCGACACCCAUCUUGGACAGUAUAUGUUCAAGUCCUCUCCCCUGAACAAGCCGAGAAGUUUAGAUGGAACGUCUUUGAUUUGACGAAAGUUUGGCCUCAAAAGGAGGUGCCUCUUCGGCGGAUCGGCAAGCUUACUCUGAAUAAAAAUCCCGAAAACUACUUUGCCGAGAUUGAGCAGGCUGCAUUCUCACCAUCGCACCUUGUCCCGGGCGUUGAGCCCUCAGCGGACCCUGUCCUCCAGUCUAGGCUCUUUUCUUAUCCCGAUACUCAUCGUCACCGCCUUGGUGUGAAUUACCAGCAAAUCCCUGUCAAUUGCCCGCUUCGCGCUUUCAACCCUUACCAGCGAGACGGUUUUAUGACCAUUAAUGGCAACCAUGGUGCUCUGCCUAACUAUCCUUCCACUGUGAGCCUCAAUAUGCAGUACAAGCCUGUCAAGGCCAGUCAGCAGCACGAGAAAUGGGUCGGCGCAGUGACCUGCGAGCAGCUCCCUGUGUCCGACGAGGAUUUCGUUCAGCCGGCCGCUUUGUGGGAGGUGCUUGGCCGGACUCCUGGUCAGCAAGAAAACCUUGUGUCCAAUGUCGCUGGACAUCUCUCUGGUGCGAUCCAGCAGGUCCGACAACAGACCUAUGGCAUGUUCAGAAGGAUCAAUAAUGACCUCGGAGCUCGUAUUGAGAAGUUGACUGAGGAGAAGGUUGCUCAGGCUCAUGCCAAGCCGGCGCAGCCGAAGCUAUAAUUGGACAUAUAUUAUUAUUAUUCUUCUGGUGCCUCAUUUUAGAGAAUUCUCUUUCUCAUCUCCUUUUUUCCACGGCGAUUUUGGCGUGUAUCGACGAUGAAGCGGGUUGUUGCUUAAGUUACAAGCCUUGUUGGAUAGCCUACAGGAAUCACUCAUCCUCAAAAUAAGGGCAAAAAGUUUCAAAACAAUAAAGCCAUCUCGGGAAGGUGCAAUCAUUCUCGCAGGUCACAUGUUAUCCAAACAUGAAAUUUCCUCAAUUCAUCAACGCAUUAAUGCAAAAUCCAGUAAGCAAAGCAAUUCAAUAUUGUUGCCGGACUUGAACGUGAUUGUUUCAUUGUAACCGAG
Xylona heveae TC161 is the source of this 1978-nucleotide messenger RNA. RefSeq names its product catalase Cat. Gene Ontology annotation, molecular function: catalase activity; heme binding. Bases 134 to 1633 code for a protein of 499 amino acids. Gene Ontology annotation, biological process: response to hydrogen peroxide; hydrogen peroxide catabolic process. The transcript is spliced from 4 exons. Gene Ontology annotation, cellular component: cytoplasm; peroxisome; mitochondrion. The record is from RefSeq and is a predicted model, not a curated record. Lineage: Eukaryota; Fungi; Ascomycota; Xylonomycetes; Xylonales; Xylonaceae.